This is a messenger RNA of Colletotrichum graminicola M1.001, 1131 nucleotides long. RefSeq lists its product as uncharacterized. Gene Ontology annotation, molecular function: oxidoreductase activity. The coding region runs from base 1 to 1131 and encodes 376 amino acids. Lineage: Eukaryota; Fungi; Ascomycota; Sordariomycetes; Glomerellales; Glomerellaceae. The transcript has 5 exons. The record is from RefSeq and is a predicted model, not a curated record.
AUGCGUUUCAUCAACGCCUUCACUUUGCUGUGUUUGUGGGCCGGAACAGCCCUCGCCUCUGAAAGCGACGAGCUUUCCGAAGUACAAGCGGAGGCCAUGAAAGCCCUUCAGGCCGCCGGAGCCAACGGCACUUUUGGCAAGAGAGGAGGCUGCAACCUCUCCAACGCGAACUCGCUCUCAGGCGCGCUAAGGAAAGCCUACACGAGCGCCGUCAACUGCCUUCGGGCCAAGCCUUCCAAGCUCAGGGCCACCCUCGCGCCUGGUGCCCGUAACCGAUACGAUGACUUCGUUGCCGUCCACAUUAACCAGACUCUGGCCAUUCACGGCACCGGAAACUUUCUCACGUGGCACCGAUACUUCACCUGGGCCUACGAGAACGCUCUGAGACAGGAGUGUGGCUACGAUGGCUACCAGCCUUACUGGAACUGGCUUGCCUACCGAGACGCUCCUUCAAAAUCUCCCAUGUUUGAUGGGAGCGAAACUAGCUUGAGUGGUGAUGGUGUUUUCAAGGCUCACAAUGGCAGCGUCGCGGGACGCGGCUCCGUCUACAUCCCGAGCGGCGCCGGCGGCGGGUGCGUCACGAAGGGUCCGUUUGCCAACAUGACUGUCCACCUUGGCCCUGUCGUGCCGGGUAUGGAUGGCCUCACUGCCAACCCAGGUGGCCCACUUGCCUACAAUCCUCGCUGCCUCUCCAGGGAUAUCAGCGACUGGGUAUCGCAGCAAUGGAUGACCCCGACGAACCUUCUCAAUCUAACCGUUGGCGCCGCCUCCGCGAACAUCGCCACGUUCCAAGAUGAGCUGCAGGGCCGUUUCGAUGAAGCCUUCUUGGGAACGCACAGCGCGGGCCAUAUGGUUGCCAACGGCGAGGGAUCCGACUUUUAUUCAUCCGCCAGCGAGCCCAUGUUCUACUUGCACCACGCCAUGGUCGACAAGCUGUACUGGAUAUGGCAGGCGCUGCAUCCUGGGGAGGCCUUCAAAAUUGCUGGCAGCAUCACUGCUCGCAACAACCCCCCCAGCAGAGACGCUCGUCUUGACGAUAUCGUCAUUCAAGAACCGCAUGAGCCCAACCGACCUAUUAGCGAUCUACUCAGCACUAUUGGAGGCAGCCCUUUUUGCUACAACUAUGUUUAG